CGCGAUUCAUACGGUUCUAUUAGGUGUGUCAACUCGUAAUUGGAUUACAUCCUAAUUUAACCGCCUUUGAACAUUUACAAUUGUUCUUUUUCAUUGUUCACGUUGGCGAACGUUUCUUGGCCGUGUUUGAUUCCGGUUUAAACAAUACGCUUAAUUGGCGUCUCCCACCCCUAUUACUUUCGUCUUGAGGCUAUUAGUAGGCUGGUAGUUCUGUAGGUGGCCAUUCGAAAAUUAGAUCGUGACUAGAAAGAGCAGAAAAUGGAAGAUUACGAUAGAGAGCCAUUUGUUUACGAAUCUGAAACCUCUCCCGGAUUAAAAUUGAUAAGGCGGUCGACCUAUUCUUUACUUAUUCUAAAAGAGAUACUAAAGAAGAUAGCUCAGUCCAGGAAAGUAAAAUGCGAGGAAGAUGAGGAAAGAGAUAGAGAGCCAUUGAAUGAGCCAUUUGCCAGUGAUUUACCGAUUUUAGACCCGAUAGAUGAAAGCAUUGUUAAAGAGAGAAGGACGGCGUCGCGCUUAUGUGAAAUCGAACGCCUCCUAAAACGUCUUGAUUUAAUUAUAUUUCGUCUUCUAGACGAAAUAAGAACGAUCAAAGGUUUGCUAAAAGCUUUGAAAAGAAGAAUGCAACGACGAGAAGAAUGCUUUUGCAAUGAAAUGCGUUUAUACGCCCUAGAAGAUAGAUAUUGUCAAACUCUGCAAUCUGCAACAUACUUAUCCCGAUUAAAAGUUGGACUGAAUCGUGAAAAAGUCAGUCUAAUUACUGGGAGUAAUUAUUGUAAAGUAGUCUGCAAUGAACCGCGUAACGAGGUGGAAAACCAAGCGAGGCAUGAAGACGAAACGCUUUAAACCAUUUCUUUUACAAAUUUCGUAUUAAUCUAAUGUACUUAGUCUUUUUAGUUUAUACAUUCAACUAUAUUAAUUUAUUCAAAAAGUAGUCAAUCAAUCAAAGUUGUGUCAUUGAUCGAUAUU
Messenger RNA from Dimorphilus gyrociliatus, 966 nucleotides. The record is from the annotation of a GenBank genome assembly. Lineage: Eukaryota; Metazoa; Annelida; Polychaeta; Dinophilidae.